AUGGACGCCGCGUGCGCGUGCCCCGUCUGCGAGCAGGUCGGCACCGUCCAGUGGCUCGCAGAGGCGUGUGCGUACGUGUGCUGUGCAUGCGCGGCGAUCGUCGCGGAGGCGCCCCUCGACGCACCGGACGCCCCCGGCGCGCUGCCCCCGUCGCCCGCCCGCCCGUACAGCUCGCGGCGCUGGCCGCUCGCGUACGACCGGGAGCACGCACGCGCCGAGUCGGACCGGCGGCGCCACGCGGAGAUGCGCGCGAUGCUGCAGGGCGCGUGUCUGCGCCUCGGGUGGGAGCACGCAGCCACAGGAGCGUGCGCCCUCUUUGAGCGCGCGCAUGCGGCGCUGGCGCCGCAGCGCGCACAUACCCGGUGGGGCGCGUGGGCCGCGGCUCUCGCGGCGGCGUGCCUCUAUGCCACGCUGCGCGAGGCGGGGUACAUUGUGGAUGUGGCCGCGGUCGCCGCAGCGACCGAUCAGCCGCUCGCGGCGGUCGCCCACGCAUGCGGAGAGCUGGGCCGCGAGCCGCGCCUGCCGCGCGUGCCCGUCAAGGACCCGGGGCUGUACUGGCGGCGGUACACCGAGUACCUCGAGCGGCAUCCUCCUGCGGCGCUCGCGUCUCUGCGGCGCGCGAUACCCUGGCCCGACGUGCGUGCAGGGACCGAGCAGCUGUACAGGCUGUGCACGCGGUACCAGUGGGCGAGCCUCGAUGCGCAGCCAUUUGCGUACGCCAUGGUCAUGCACGCGAUGGAGGGCGCACUGCAGCGCGCGCUCCCGGUACGUGCGCUCGCCGACGCGGCGCCGCCUGCGAUGGCAUGGAGCGGCGGCGACGGAUGGCUCCUGGGCCCGCCGCGCGGGUCCGUCGCGUCGGUCCUGGCGCGCUACGCGGAGCUGCACAAGAUGCUGGCUCAACACGUGCAGUCUCUUCCCUGGGUCGCCGCGCGGCCCGUCACGAAGAAGGAGCGCGAUCGCGCACGGCACCAGGCGCCAGGCACGCCGCGCAGUGUGUCGCGAGCAGAGGUGGCUCGGUACAUGGGGGACGCGGUGCAGAUGGCGGCGCAGGCGCCCGAGCCCGCAUCGCGUCCGUCGUGGACGCACCUGUAUGGACGGGCCGAGCCGCCGCGGCCGGCGGCCCCAGGCGCCCCGGGGCCGUCGAUGGCCGCGCGCUUGGGCCUCGCUGCGCCGCAGAUCGAUGCGCUGAGCGAGGCGCAGGUGGAUGCGUGCCUGUUUGAGCCGGACGAGCUAUCGACCUAUCUGCGCACGCCCGACGAGCAGGCGCGCUGGGCGCGCCUCAAGGGCUGGGACGGGGCGCCCGCGGUGCGCGCAGGGCCGCCCGAUGCGCCGGCGCCGAAGCGGCCGCGCCUGGCGCUCGACAAGGCGCACCUGACGCGGCCGCUCGACCUGGCGCAGCAGACGGACGGGGCAGCGGACUGGGACGAGCUCGGCUAG
Malassezia sympodialis ATCC 42132 is the source of this 1437-nucleotide messenger RNA. RefSeq lists its product as uncharacterized. The record is from RefSeq and is a predicted model, not a curated record. Lineage: Eukaryota; Fungi; Basidiomycota; Malasseziomycetes; Malasseziales; Malasseziaceae.